AUGAAGCGAUACAUUCUACUAGUUUGUGCAGCGCCGUCUAUUGCAAAUAUUAUAUUCUCCUACGCGCCACUGAAGUGUGACUUAAACGAUGAUUCCCGAAUGUACAAUGGCUGCCUAAGGGGACAAUCUUGCACCACAGAUGGAGAAUGUGUGACAUCACCAGAGCUAGUCGAUUCUCUUUCCUUCCGAAAUAAAAAUCCUACAGUUCCGCGGUCUGUUUCCCGAAUAGACGGCAGAUGUGGAAAGGACUUUGAGAACUCACAAUGCGACGCACUAGGUCCAUAUGGAGGUUGUUGUUCAAAAGACGGGCAUUGCGGAACUACCCAAAACCAUUGCUCUGUUGAUGAUGGUUGCCAACACGGCUGCUCCAAUUCAUUUCGCUUUGGGUUGCGUGACCUCUCCACAACUACAGCUCACUUGGAACCCGUAAUUAAGGGUCCCACUACUAUCAUGGCUGCCGGUGGAAUGGACACCAAAGAUGGUUCAUGCGGUGCUAAAAACAACAACACUGUAUGUGGCAAUUGGGUUAAUGGUAACUGCUGUUCCAUGUAUGGAUUUUGUGGAAACACAACAGGACACUGUGGCGAGGGAUGUCAAUCUGGAAACUGUAAAGCUACACCUGCAGUAGCUGCACCAGGUCCCAACCCAGUGAAACCGGCUGCUAAUCCGGGCUCUUUCAAAACUAUCGGUCAGGCUGGAGUAGGGGCUAUGCACGCUGGACUAAUGCCUAACGGAAAAGUAUUCUUCCUUGACAAGUUGGAGAACUAUUCUCAAAUUAAGCUCCCUGACGGGCACUACGCCAUGUCAUCAGAGUACGACGUUAACAAUAAUCAGCCAGUACCCCUCUCAUACUCAACCAACGCAUUCUGCUCUGGAGGGGCAUUUUUAGCAGACGGUCGUGUGGUCUCUGUUGGUGGUAAUGCUCCCUUAGACUUCCUCAACCCCAACAUUGGUGAUGGCUUCAAAGCCAUACGAACAUUAUCGCGGUCAGCCACCGACAACAGUAAAGAUGGACAGCCCUGGGAAGAACCAGCGAACAGGAAACUUUCAACUGCGAGAUGGUAUGCUACCGCUCAGACCAUGCCCGACGGAAGCGUAUUUGUGGCAUCUGGUAGCUUGAACGGUCUAGAUCCCUCCAAGCCUCAGAACAAUAAUCCAACCUAUGAAAUGUUGAGCAGGGACGGUUCUCCUCAAGGACAGAGCAUCAACUUGGAUAUUCUCGCCAAAAACCAGCCUUAUUACAUGUACCCUUUUGUUAAUCUGCUGCCGGAUGGAAAUCUUUUCAUAUUCGUGGCAAAACAAGCCCAGGUAUUCAACGUUGGACAAAACGCUAUAGUCAAGCAACUUCCAGACUUAGCGGGAGACUUUAGAACCUAUCCCAACACUGGAGGUAGUGUUAUGAUGCCUCUCUCCAGUUCUAACAACUGGAAGGCCGAAAUCGUCAUUUGCGGCGGAGGGGCCUUUCAAGAUAUCGAUAGUCCGACUGACGCCAGUUGCGGUAAGAUCGCACCUUUAGACCCGAACGCCACCUGGGAAAUGGAUGCUAUGCCUGAAGGACGCGGCAUGGUGGAAGGAACUCUGCUUCCAGACGGGACUUCAGUGUGGCUCAAUGGUGGCAAUAAAGGCGCUCAAGGAUUUGGACUGAUGGCUAGCCCGACACUCGAAGCCCUACUAUACGAUCCAUCCAAACCAACAGGGCAACGUUUCAGCACUCUAGCAUCCUCUGGUAUACCCAGACUUUACCACUCGUGCGCCCUAUUGUUGCUUGAUGGUACAGUUAUGGUCGUUGGAUCCAAUCCAGUCGAGAUGCCCAAGCUCCAACCAGACGCUAAGGAUCCUUAUGUCACUGAAUAUCGAGUGGAACAGUAUACCCCUCCAUAUUUGCAAGGAGAUAAUGCGAAUAGGCGACCAACGAAUAUGGCGCUGUCAACAACCGACAUUCAGUCAAACGGAGGGGAAUUUCAAAUCAAGUUUGAUGUUCCCCAAGGUGCUAAAGAACUAAAGGUUGCACUGUAUCACGGUGGAUAUGUGACUCACUCUAUUCACAUGGGGCAUCGCAUGCUGUUCUUGGACCACACCGGCUUCCAAGCCGGAAAUACCCAACAAACGGUUAACGUCCGCGGUCCCCCUAACUCCAACCUUGCACCACCGGGUCCCUACGUUGUAUACGUGGUUGUCGACGGUAUUCCAACUGUCGGUCAAUUCGUACAGGUUGCAUGA
Molecule: messenger RNA, 2220 nt
Organism: Blumeria graminis f. sp. triticale
Lineage: Eukaryota; Fungi; Ascomycota; Leotiomycetes; Helotiales; Erysiphaceae
Source: the annotation of a GenBank genome assembly